AUGCGUCUGCUCCACGGCCUCACCUCUCUCCUUGCGGGAGCUGGUCUUGCAAAGGCCACGCUCCAGAUCAUUCCCGGCGGCACUUGGACUGCGACAAACACCGGCCGGCACAUUCAAGCCCACGGCGCUGGCAUCACCAAGGUCGGCUCGACUUACUACAUGAUUGGCGAGGACAAGACCGAAGGCUCGGCGUUCCAGAACGUAAACUGCUACUCCUCGACCAACCUCGUCGAAUGGACCUACGUCGGGGCCCUGCUCUCGCGCACCGCCAGCGGCGACCUGGGCCCCAACCGCGUCGUCGAGCGGCCCAAGGUCAUCUACAACUCGUCAACGCGCAAGUAUGUCAUGUACCUGCACAUUGACAGCAGCAACUACGGCGAGGCGAAGGUCGGCGUGGCCACCUCGGACACCGUAUGCGGCAAGUACACGUACAUCAGCAGUUGGCGGCCUCUGGGGUUCGAGAGCCGCGACAUUGGCUUGUUCCAGGACGACAACGGAUCCGCGUAUCUGUUGACUGAGGAUCGGCCUAAUGGUCUGCGCAUCGACGCCCUCACCUCCGACUACCUCAAUGUCACAAGCAACGUCUACCUCUGGACCACCAACAUCGAGUCCCCCGCCAUUCUCAAGCGCAAUGGCUACUACUUCAUGUUUGGAAGCAAGCUCACCGGCUGGAACCCCAACGACAAUGUCUACAGUUACGCCACGUCCCUCUCGGGCCCCUGGUCUUCGUGGGCAACUUUCGCCCCUGUAGGCUCCAACACCUUCACCAGCCAGACGUCCUACAUCUUGCCCGUCGGCGACAUGGUCAUCUACAUGGGCGACCGCUGGGUCAGCACGAACCUGAUGCGCAGCACCUACAUCUGGCUGCCGCUGACCAUCUCCGGCACAACCAUCACCCUCGCGGACCGCGUCAACUGGACGCCAAACGUCGCCGCGGGAACCUGGGCAGUCGGACCUUCCGAGACCUCCUAUGAGGGCGAGUCGGCCACGCUAUCGGGCGGCGCGAAGAGCAUUUCCUGCACGGGAUGCAGCGGCAGUGCCGCGGCCGGAUAUGUUGGCGGCUCGGCCGGCGGUACGGUUCAGUUCUCGAGCGUCAGCGCCCAGGCGACCGGUCGCACCACGGUGAGGAUCAAGCAUCUCAACGGCGACUCUAGUCAGCGAUGGGCGACGGUGACCUGCAACGGUGUCUCACAGACCAUUGCGUUUCUGCCGACUGCUGAUGGCAACACUCCUGGAAGCAGCUCCUUGUUCUGCAAUCUCAACUCGGGAUCGAGCAACACCAUCACCAUCGCUAGCACCGACUCAUCUUGGGUUGCGGACAUUGACCGAAUCUUUGUACCAGUCAACUAG
This is a messenger RNA of Colletotrichum siamense, 1350 nucleotides long. RefSeq lists its product as uncharacterized. The coding region runs from base 1 to 1350 and encodes 449 amino acids. Lineage: Eukaryota; Fungi; Ascomycota; Sordariomycetes; Glomerellales; Glomerellaceae. Gene Ontology annotation, biological process: carbohydrate metabolic process. Gene Ontology annotation, molecular function: hydrolase activity, hydrolyzing O-glycosyl compounds. The record is from RefSeq and is a predicted model, not a curated record. The transcript has 4 exons.